AUGGCAUUAAUCAAAGAAUCUAAUAGCUUCGAACUCCCAAAAUUACUGCAUAAAUCCUCGUUAGUCUCUGAUAGUAGCACACGGGAGAGUUUUGAUGACAUAGAAAGACGUUUUUCGCUGGAUUUCGACUCCGAGAAUUCUGAGGUGAAAUCACCGAGAUUGGCUGAAAAUUUCCCAACUUUAAAUAUAAUACAGCAUUGUCAAAAACAAGGAGUUUGCAAGCCAAUAGACAUGGCUUGAUUGUUUCAACCUCUUACAAGCUCACAGAAAUCAAAAAUUGAAAAUUUAAAUUAUAUGGUAGAUCGGCUUCUAAAUAACCUAGAAGACACAUUUGAAGCAAUCAACGUAAGAGAUGAUUGCUCGCUCAAGCCAAAAUCAGUAGAACUCUCCAAUCCAGACUGCUCUUUUAUAAGCAAAAGACGCUUGACGCUGCCAUGUCACACUUUAAGAGUUUAA
Blepharisma stoltei is the source of this 456-nucleotide messenger RNA. NCBI's taxonomy places the organism in Eukaryota, Ciliophora, Heterotrichea, Heterotrichida, Blepharismidae. The record is from the annotation of a GenBank genome assembly.